This is a messenger RNA of Closterium sp. NIES-65, 1736 nucleotides long. NCBI's taxonomy places the organism in Eukaryota, Viridiplantae, Streptophyta, Zygnematophyceae, Desmidiales, Closteriaceae. The record is from the annotation of a GenBank genome assembly.
AUGCGGCACUCACAGCGCUGGUGGGUUGUCGCAGCGCACAUUCACACGCCGAUCGCCGUUCAUUGCGCUACGAGAGCCCGCCUCGCACGGCGCUCGGCCGCAUGGCCGCAGCAGCAAGGCGGCAGUGCAUUGACUCUAUUGUCCUCCCCGCUCCUGUCAUCGCUGCCACACGCUUCGCCCUGCGUCCCUCGCUUGUCGGUCACCCUUCGCCUUCCGCAAUUCCUUUCCUCUUCUCUUCCCACUGCCCUCGACGGCUCGUCACUCCCCUUUUCCGCGUGUGCAGGCGACGGAUGCGCGACGGGCGCACCAUCAGGCGGGCAGGAGAUUCAACGGGACGCGCGCACGCAUGUCUCGUCCACGCAAGUCGCGAGCAGCCACGUCGCAGCAGCGGAGGUGCUGUGGAGAGCAGAGCGGUCAGGGGCGGUGUGUGGCGGUGAACGGGCGGCAGCAUGCAGCCACGCGGCAGCUGAGGGCGCAGAGAGGGCGGGCGGCAUGCGUGGCGCCGCGCCCCAACCCCUCCACACGCCAUCCCUUCUCCGCCUCACUCCACUGAGCCCCGCCCAUUCCCGUAGCGUCCACUGCAACCUCCACCGCGUGUUUCACGCCGCCCCUCACUGCCUCUCAGCUCGCGCCGCUCCAUUCGCCGCUUCCAAUCCACUUGAAUCAGCCACUGCCACGUGGCAGCGCAGCUCGCUCUUUCACCGUGCCUUCCACGCGUCAGGUGCGCUGCCAGCUGGCGCCAGCUGUGAGAGCAUGUGCGUCCUGUGCGGUGGGGUGGGCUGUGGUUGGAGGCGGUGGGGUGGUGUUUUGUGGCGGCGUGUGAUGGGGUGUGUGCUGGCGAAGAAGUACCACCCGGACGCGAACAAGGACGACCCCAAUGCAGCCAAGAAGUUCCAAGAAGUGCAGCAGGCGUACGAGGUGCUAAAGGAUGAUGAAAAGAGGGCCAUGUACGAUCAGGUUGGACCGGAGGCGUUUGAGGGGGGGGCAGCAGGGGGCCCAGGCGCAGGGGCGGGUGCUCAGGGCUUCGGCGGAUUCUCUGGCUUCGGAGGGCCGUCGGACUUCGAAGAGAUGCUGGGCGGCAUCUUUGGGCACAUGGGCGGCAUGGGCGGCAUGGGUAUGGGCAUGGGCAUGGGGGCGGCGGGGCCGAAGGGGGGCGAGAGUGUGCAGAUGGCGGUGAGGCUGACGCUGAGGGAGGCUGUGGACGGCUGCUCGCGCCACCUCUCCUUCUCUGCUCCCGCGCGCUGCUCCUCCUGCAGCGGAUCAGGCAUGCCCAAGGGGUACCAGCCCACCCCAUGCAAGGCGUGCAAGGGGCAAGGCAUGGUCAGAGAUGCGGCGGAUGGGGGCGUCAGUGGUGAUGCAGACGUGCUCCUCCUGUGGCGGCCAGGGCGUCUUUGUCAAGGGGUGGACUCGGGAGUGACUCUGAGGGUGCCGGGGCAGGGAGGCGCAGGGGGGAAAGGGGCUCCACCUGGGGACCUGCUGCUGAACAUUCAGGUGGAGGAGGACGCGGUGUUCAAGAGGGACGGCAACGACAUCCACGUCGACCUCCACGUCUCCUUCCCCCAGGCGUGUCUGGGAGCAUCAGUGCCGGUGCCAACACUCUCCGGGGAGGUCAUCCUUAAGAUCAAGCCGGGCACGCAGCCAGGCCAGGUGCUCCAGCUGCGCGAUAAAGGAGUGCGAUCCGCCACGAGUCGCCGAGUGGGGAGUCAGUUUGUGCACGUCAAUGUCGCCGUGCCCAC